AUGGCGAGAAGAAUGGUGGCAACAUCGUCGUGGUUGCUGCUGCUUAUCGGCCUCGCCUUGGCUGCCGGGGUCCUUCAGGCUCGUGCACAGCCAGACAGCAUUGGUUUCAUCAGCAUAGACUGCGGCCUGCCGGGGACGGCGAACUCCGUGGACGACGCCACCAAGCUGUCGUACGCCCCGGACGCCGCCUUCACCGACGCCGGCUCGAACCACAACAUCUCGGUGGAGUUCAUCAAUCCGACGCUCGCGACGCGCCACCUCACCGCGCGUAGCUUCCCCGACGGCGGCGGCGCGCGCAGCUGCUACACGCUCCGGCUCCCCGUGGCAGGCGGGCUCAAGUACCUCCUCCGAGCCGAGUUCUUGUACGGCAACUACGACGGCCUCAACAGACCCCCCAUCUUCGACCUCUACGCCGGCGUCAACUUCUGGUCCAGGGUGAACGUCUCGAGCCCGGACGAGUUGGUGAGGCGGGAGGCCAUCCUCGUCGCCCCCGACGACUUCGUGCAGGUUUGCCUGGUGAACACCGGCUCAGGAACGCCGUUCAUCUCCGCGCUGGAGCUGAGGCCACUCAAGAACUCGCUCUACCCGCAAGCCAACGCGACGCAGGGCCUGGUCCUCCUUGGCAGGGUCAACUUCGGGGCCGAUGAGAUUGUCAGGUACCCUGAUGAUCCACGGGACAGAGUAUGGCCCCCUCGGGUGAACAGCGCCGCCUGGGACGUGAUAUCGACGACGAGGAAGGUGCAAAACUUAAAAGACGACAAAUUCGAGGUGCCGUCCAUGGUGAUGCAGACAGCGAUCGUUCCGCGUAACGGAUCCAACACCAACAGCAUCUGGUUCUUCUGGGACUCUGUGCCGCAGCCCAACGAUCGGACGCCGGGGUACAUGGCCAUCAUGCACUUCUCCGAGCUGCAGCUCCUGUCCAGCAACGCCGCCCUGCGCGAGUUCAUCGUCAGCAUCAACGACGACGUGUGGUCGUCGCCGCGCGGCUUCAGGCCAGACUACCUAUUCUCUGACGCCAUCUACAGCACUGCUCCCUUGCAGCGCUCCCCUCGGUACAACGUCUCCAUUGACAGCACGGCCAACUCGACGCUGCCGCCUUUCAUCAACGCCGCCGAGGUUUUCUCCGUAAUCUCCACCACCAGCGCCGUUACGGAUUCCUCCGACGUAUCUGCCAUCAUGGACAUCAAGGCGAAUUAUCGGCUCAAGAAGAACUGGGCCGGUGACCCGUGUAGUCCUAAGACUUACGCGUGGGACGGGUUGACUUGCAGUGAUGCCGUACCACCUGAUCGUCCGAGAAUCACCAGCGUCAAUAUAUCCUACAGUGGCCUGGACGGCGAUAUAUCGUCUUCUUUUGCAAAUCUCAAGGCCGUCAAAAAUUUGGAUCUAUCACAUAACAACUUGACCGGCUCAAUUCCUGAUUCCCUUUCACAAUUACCUUCACUAACAGUUCUAGAUUUGACAGGCAACCAGCUGAGUGGGUCGAUCCCCCCCGGACUUAUCAAAAGAAUUCAAGAUGGAUCCCUAACUCUAAGACAUGACAACAAUCCAAACCUUUGCACUAACGACACCAGUUCAUGUCAACCGGCAAAGGCAGGGAAGAGCAAGCUUGCCGUCUACAUUGCCGUCCCUGUAGUUCUGGUUGUGGUGAUAGUAUCAGUGGUAGCACUACUAUACUAUCUCGUGCCGAGACGCAAAGAACAAGGACCGACGACCAACACUGUGAUGCCUCAAAACGAGACGCCGAUGGGCCAUGCACCAGCGCCACUGCCACCAGGCGACGACGCGUACGCGCAGGCGCAGAGCUCGCUGCGGCUUGAGAACCGCCGGUUCACGUACAAGGAGCUGGAGAUGAUCACGAACAACUUCCAGCGCGUGCUUGGCCAAGGAGGCUUUGGCAAAGUCUACAAUGGCUUCUUGGAGGAUGGCACUCAAGUGGCAGUCAAGCUGCGUUCUGAGUCUUCCAACCAGGGUGCCAGGGAGUUCCUCUUAGAGGCCGAGAUCUUAACACGGAUCCAUCAUAGGAAUCUCGUUUCCAUGAUUGGUUACUGCAAGGAUGGGCAGUACAUGGCACUUGUCUAUGAGUACAUGUCAGAAGGCACCCUACACGAGCAGAUUGCAGGAAAUGGUCGAAAUGGAAGAUGCAUAACCUGGUGGCAGAGGCUCCGAAUUGCACUGGACUCAGCUCAAGGGUUGGAAUAUCUGCAUAAGGGUUGCAACCCACCUCUCAUUCAUAGGGAUGUGAAGGCGACUAACAUUCUAUUGAACACGAAAUUGGAGGCCAAGAUUGCUGAUUUCGGCUUCUCCAAGGCUUUCAAUCUUGGCAACGAAGCUCAGAUAGCCACAAAUACUCUCGUCGGUACACCCGGAUACGUCGAUCCAGAGUAUCAGGCAACUAUGCAGCCGACAACCAAGAGCGAUGUUUACAGCUUUGGUGUCGUUGUGCUAGAGCUGGUCACAGGGAGGCAGGCCAUCCUAUCUGACCCAGAGCCCACUAGCAUCAUCCAAUGGGUGCGGCGCCGCUUGGCACGGGGCAACGUUGAGGACGUCGUCGAUGUACGAAUGCACGGCGAGUUCGACGUCAACAGCGUGUGGAAGGCCGCGGACAUCGCGCUCAAGUGCACUGUGCAGGUGUCGGCGCAACGACCUACAAUGGCCGACGUGGUGGCGCAGUUGCAGGAAUGCCUCGAGCUUGAAGAGAGGCGCCGCACCGGAGGUGGCGGUACAAGGGGCGGCAAUUUCUACGGCGGCGGCAGCAGCGACCCUAGCUUUGGUUACGACGCGUACGUGGCUGAUAGCCAGUCGACUGACGUGAGCCAGAUCAGCGUUGCAUUUGAGAUGGAGCAUAAUUUUGGAAAGGUGCCAAGAAUGGGCGGAGGCCCCAUUGCACGAUAAGGCUGUUGUUCCUUACGAUGACGUCAUGUCAUCGAAGAAGGUUUGGAUCAGAUGUUAUAAGCGUAGGUUAAGAUAUUGUAAUCGUUGGUGAAAAAAGAGUGCAUGGAGUUAUGUUUUUUCUGUGAGACUUUGGAAUCAUGAUUGUAGCUAAGUGCGUCCCCUAAGCCUUAUAUUUAGAACAUUUAGUUUCUUCUA
Molecule: messenger RNA, 3087 nt
Organism: Sorghum bicolor (sorghum)
Lineage: Eukaryota; Viridiplantae; Streptophyta; Magnoliopsida; Poales; Poaceae
Product: senescence-induced receptor-like serine/threonine-protein kinase
Exons: 13
Coding region: 1-2892 (963 amino acids)
Biological process (GO): protein phosphorylation
Molecular function (GO): protein kinase activity; protein binding; ATP binding
Source: RefSeq, a predicted model, not a curated record